UGUAUGUUCAGGUGGAGCUCGAGGAGCCACUUCCUGUCACAGAGCAGAUCUAGAGCUUCAACGAAGUCACACACACACACACACACACACUCGUGCGUCUCGAACCUGCGGCCCAUCAGACGACAGACUAGCAGACAGACGAAGGGAUAAUGAUGGCGUGGAGAGGAGCGUCCGCACUGGUCAUCCUGCUGUCCAUCACACCUGUGUCAGCUAUUUCAGGUUAUGACCCUAAUAUCUGUUAUAUCCUGGAUGCGGGUCUCUUGAUGUACGCCGUCAUCAUCACGGCCUUCUUCGUGCGUGAACGAUUCAUCGUGAAGAGAAGCAAAGUGGAUCAAGACUCUGUGUAUCAGCCCAUUACCAAGAACCAGUCGCCGUAUGACGUCCUGCGCGGAGCUGAGGAGGGUCCAGCCAGAGGGGGCCGCAGGCGAGGAGACGACACUUACACGCCUCUGCAGAAGAAGGGUGACGACACGUACCGAGAGAUCGAGGCCAAGCCCGGACAGCGGCGCCGAACUGAUCAGGUUUAUCAGGGUUUGAGCUCCAUGACUAAAGACACGUAUGAUUCUCUGCACAUGCAGCCGCUUCACGCCACGCCGCGCUAAACACUGAUCUCCGUCCAGUCACUGUUCAUCUGCUCCAGAGUCACUGUGUUUCCACACUCGGUGAAUUAUAGACCCCAGCUUUUUCGAAUCAAGUCCACAUGGGUCACAUAGAGACUGCAGUAGACGUCACUAGAGUUUCACACUGUUUCGAUAUAAAAAGAUAAUAACGUAGUGAAUUUGAAAAUGUAAAAAAGAGAAAGAAAUGUAAUUCUGAGAUGACGGACCCACACCAGAGAUUCAGGGAUGCACUCCACGCAGUCAGGCGUCUGGUUACAUGUUACAAUAAACUAACGUUAAAAAAACUAUUCUUAAAUAUUGAAAUUAAUCUCAACAUGUACAAAUUUAUUUUACCGUCAAAAGUUGUAUCUAACAUUACUAUGGUGUAAACUAACAUGAACAUUUUUAUUAAUUAAAAGGAUAAUAAAUGCUGUAAAAAUAAUGUUAGAUUAGAUAAAGGUGAUUUUAUUGUAAGCUUUUACCUGUAAUAUUCUGUAUGUUUUAAAGCUUUUCUUGUGACUUUGUGGUGAAAUAUGGGUUAAAUAGGGGAUUCAUGAUGACUGAUGUUUAAUAUCUUUUGUUUUAUAUCAGUAGAGUAAUAUUGCAUCUAACGGAGAAUCUCAUUGUUUUUCAUUUGGUUGUUGUUACUUUUGUCUGUUUUGUUUGUGUAACUUUGUAUCAGCUUGUUAAAAUGAUUUUCCUCUAAUAUUUUCAGUAAAUAAUCAAACCUGAUUAUGAAA
Molecule: messenger RNA, 1339 nt
Organism: Carassius gibelio (silver crucian carp)
Lineage: Eukaryota; Metazoa; Chordata; Actinopteri; Cypriniformes; Cyprinidae
Gene: cd247
Product: CD247 molecule
Exons: 8
Coding region: 150-602 (150 amino acids)
Biological process (GO): cell surface receptor signaling pathway
Cellular component (GO): membrane
Molecular function (GO): transmembrane signaling receptor activity
Source: RefSeq, a predicted model, not a curated record